AUGUCAUCCCCUAUCGUAGUCGCUUUCGGAAACCCCCUCCUCGACAUCCAGGUCGCUGCUGACGAGGGUCAGAAGUACUUGGAAAAGUAUGACUUGAAGGCGAAUGACGCUAUCCUCGCCGAGGAGAAGCACAUGCCUAUCUACGACGAUAUCGUGGCCAACGCCAAGGUCACCUACGUUGCUGGUGGUGCUGCCCAGAACGCCGCUCGGGCCGCUGCUUACGUCCUUCCCCAAGGCUCAGUCGCGUACAUCGGCUCCGUCGGUGACGACGACCUCAAGGAGACUCUCCAGAAGGUCAACGACGCCGAGGGUGUUCAGUCCGCCUACCAGGUCCAGCCCUCGCCCACCAAGACUGGUGCCUGCGCCGUCAUCUGCACCAACCACGACCGGUCCCUGUGCACCACCCUCCGCGCGGCCGAGAUGUUUACCCCGUCCCACUUGUCCACGCCCGAGGUCGCCAAGCUCCUGACUGGCGCCAAGUACUUCUACAUUGGAGGGUUUGUUCUCACGCACGGUGUCGAGUCGGUGCUCGAGAUCACCAAGGCGGCUAGCUCAGCGGGCAAGACGGUCGUUUUGAACCUGUCGGCACCGUUCAUCCCCCAGUUCUUCAAGGUCCAGCUCGAGCAGGUCCUCCCCCACGUCGACAUCUUGAUUGGAAACGAGAGCGAGGCCGCUGCCUACGCCCAGGCCGCCGGUAUGGGAGACUCGGCCCUUCCCCAGAUCGCCUCCACCCUCGCCUCAUCUACCAAGUCCAACGCCUCCCGCCCCCGUCUCGUCAUCAUCACCCAGGGCUCCCAAUCCACUCUCGUCGCAUCCUCUUCCCCCUCCAACUCCUCGUCCAACCUCAAAACCUCGGACGAGAACCCCAAAACCUACCCCGUCCCUUCCCUCUCCUCCGACAAGAUCAUCGACACCAACGGCGCCGGUGACAUGUUUGCCGGUGGUUUCCUCGGCGCGCUCGCGUCCGGCAAGAGCCUGGAUGAGUGCAUUGAGGUCGGACACAGGUUGGGGCAGAUGUGCUGUGGCCAGAUCGGGCCCAAGUUGGCUUGGCCCAAGCAGAGCGUUGUCUAG
Molecule: messenger RNA, 1071 nt
Organism: Dioszegia hungarica
Lineage: Eukaryota; Fungi; Basidiomycota; Tremellomycetes; Tremellales; Bulleribasidiaceae
Product: adenosine kinase
Exons: 5
Coding region: 1-1071 (356 amino acids)
Biological process (GO): purine ribonucleoside salvage
Cellular component (GO): nucleus; cytosol
Molecular function (GO): adenosine kinase activity
Source: RefSeq, a predicted model, not a curated record